Brugia malayi is the source of this 1140-nucleotide messenger RNA. RefSeq lists its product as uncharacterized. Gene Ontology annotation, molecular function: calmodulin binding; mitogen-activated protein kinase binding; calcium-dependent protein serine/threonine kinase activity. The transcript has 10 exons. Gene Ontology annotation, cellular component: cytoplasm; nucleus. Bases 1 to 1140 code for a protein of 379 amino acids. Gene Ontology annotation, biological process: intracellular signal transduction; peptidyl-serine phosphorylation; protein autophosphorylation. The record is from RefSeq and is a predicted model, not a curated record. Lineage: Eukaryota; Metazoa; Nematoda; Chromadorea; Rhabditida; Onchocercidae.
AUGGAAGCAAGCGGUAGAGAAAUGGAUAAUCCAGACGCAGAGGAGUGUGAGAGUGCAUCACUUGCAUUAAAAGCAACUAUUGCGAAUCUGUCACAAAAUCUGAUGCUGCCCAUCCACACUCAUUCCGUUACUAACGACUAUAGGAUUAGUCGUCAAGUACUUGGUGUGGGAAUCAAUGGAAAAGUAGUAGAAUGCGAAAGUAGAAAAACGGGCGAAAAGUUUGCUUUAAAGGUUUUACGUGAUGUGCCAAAGGCCCGUCGAGAAGUAGAACUUCACUACGCUGCUAGUCACCAUAAAAACAUCGUUCGUAUAUUAGAUGUUUAUCAAAAUACCUACAAUCAAGUGAAAUGUUUGCUUGUCGUAAUGGAAUGUAUGCAAGGGGGUGAACUCUUCACUCGAAUACAACAGAGAGCACAAUCGGCUUUCACCGAACGUGAGGCAGCGCAAGUAAUGUCUGAAAUCUGUUCAGCUGUUGCUCAUUUGCACUCAUUGAAUAUCGCACAUAGAGACAUAAAGCCGGAAAAUUUACUUUACAGUUGUGAUGGGCCGUCAGGUAUUUUGAAACUAACCGAUUUUGGUUUUGCAAAACACUUGGAUUCUGCAGAUACCAGGCCACUAGAAACGCCUUGCUAUACGCCAUAUUAUGUCGCACCAGAAGUUCUCGGUCCUGAAAAGUAUGACAAAUCAUGCGACAUGUGGUCCAUAGGUGUUAUCAUGUAUAUUCUCUUGUGUGGUUUUCCACCAUUUUUUUCGGCAAAUGGUUUACCCAUGUCACCAGGAAUGAAAAAUCGAAUCAGGACGGGUAAAUAUGCUUUUCCUUCGCCAGAAUGGGAUCGGGUUUCUGAAGCAGCAAAAGAUUUAAUCAGAAAGUUGUUGCGUACUGAUCCUAGUGAACGUUUCACGAUUGAGCAGACAAUGAGCCAUAAAUGGAUCAUCCACUAUCAAAAGGUUCCGGAAACUCCCCUUUUUACUGCUUCAGUACUUGAGGAAGAGAAAUCUCAAUGGAUGGAGAUGCAAGACGAAAUGGAGAUGACUUUAGCAACGAUGCGCGUUGGCAACGAAGAUAUCCACAUUAAAAGUUUAAAAGAUUCAAAUAACCGUUUACUAAAUAAACGGCGUAACAAAAUAAACAAACGGUAA